Paramisgurnus dabryanus is the source of this 5646-nucleotide messenger RNA. RefSeq names its product kinesin family member 16Ba (gene kif16ba). The record is from RefSeq and is a predicted model, not a curated record. Gene Ontology annotation, biological process: microtubule-based movement. NCBI's taxonomy places the organism in Eukaryota, Metazoa, Chordata, Actinopteri, Cypriniformes, Cobitidae. Gene Ontology annotation, molecular function: phosphatidylinositol binding; microtubule motor activity; microtubule binding.
AUUGUAAAUCACUCCGGGAAAAGAACACAAGCCGUACAUCUACAUUCUGAACAAACGUUUUGUUUUAAACAUCAGCAAUGAGUAAAGACUAGAUGAGCGGUAUCAUUUAUCUCACGAUUUGACACGGAUACAGUCGUCAAUGAGAAGUGACACAGUGUUUGUGUGAUUGUGAGAGUCCAGUCUGAUGGUCAGGGAUGUGCCAUGGCAUCGGUUCGGGUGGCAGUACGGCUCCGGCCCAUGAACAGACGGGAGAAAGACCUGUCUGCCAAGUGCAUCAUCGAAAUGGAGGGAAACAAGACAACUGUCACGAACUCGAAAUUACCAGAUGGUGUGACUGGAGAUUCUGUAAGAGAGAGAACGAAGACGUUCACAUACGAUUUCUCCUACGACUCAUCGGACUCUAAAAAUGCCAACUUUGUCUCGCAGGAGAGGGUGUUUAAGGAUCUGGGCACUGAUGUUUUGAAGGCAGCUUUUGAAGGAUAUAACGCCUGCGUCUUUGCCUAUGGCCAGACCGGGUCGGGGAAGUCACACACAAUGAUGGGCAUGCCUGGUGAUGUCGGGCUGAUUCCACGAAUCUGUGAAGGAUUAUUCAGUCGGAUUUUAGGCAUGACUCGCAGAGAUGAGGCUUCUUUUCGCACUGAGGUCAGUUAUCUGGAGAUUUACAAUGAACGAGUCCGGGACUUGUUAAGGAGAAAGAUGGCAAAGACGUAUAACCUAAGAGUGAGAGAGCAUCCAAAAGAUGGGCCAUAUGUCGAAGACCUUUCGAAGCACCUUGUCCAGAACUACAGUGACGUGGAAGAGCUGAUGGAGGCGGGCAACAUCAACCGUACCACGGCUAGCACGGGCAUGAACGAUGCCAGCAGCCGCUCGCACGCCAUCUUUACCAUUAACUUUACACAGGCUAAAUUUGACGCUGAAAUGCCAAGCGAGACAGUCAGUAAGAUUCAUCUAGUUGACCUGGCAGGAAGUGAGAGAGCUGACGCCACAGGGGCCACUGGCGUUCGACUCAAAGAGGGCGGCAAUAUCAACAAAUCACUGGUCACUCUGGGCAAUGUCAUCUCGGCCUUAGCUGAUCUGUCACAGGAAGGAUUAAACAGUCAUUUGAAGAAGAAGCAGGUGUUUGUCCCAUACAGAGACUCUGUGCUCACCUGGCUCCUAAAAGACAGUCUCGGAGGAAACUCCAAAACCAUUAUGAUUGCAACUAUUUCGCCUGCAGACGUGAACUACGGCGAGACGCUGAGCACAUUGCGCUACGCUAACCGCGCCAAAAACAUCAUCAACAAACCCACGAUUAACGAAGACUCCAACGUGAGACUCAUCCGAGAGCUCCGAGCCGAGAUCGCUCGACUUAAAGCUCUGCUUGCUCAGGGAAACCAGAUUGCACUACUUGAUUCGCCCACAGCAUUAAGUAUGGAAGAAGAACUACACCAUAAUGAAGCCAGGGUUUUAGAGCUUACAAAGGAGUGGACGAACAAGUGGAAUGAAACUCAAAACAUCCUGAAGGAAGAGACUCUGGCUCUGAGGAAGGAGGGAAUCGGAGUGAUCCUAGACUCUGAACUUCCUCAUCUCAUCGGGAUUGAUGAUGACCUGCUGAGUACCGGCAUCAUUCUCUAUCAUUUAAAGGAGGGCAGGACAUAUGUUGGUCGUGAUGAUGCUACUACUGAGCAGGACAUUAUUCUUCAUGGUUUGGGUCUGGAGAGUGAACACUGUUUGAUAGAGAAUCAGACUGGACGAGUGACUCUUAUCCCUCUGAAUGAUGCUCAGUGUUCAGUCAAUGGAGUUCAGGUCACAGAGCCCUGCCAGCUCAACCAAGGAGCUGUUAUUCUGCUUGGCAGAACCAAUAUGUUCAGAUUUAACCAUCCCAAAGAAGCAGCAAAAUUAAGAGAGAAACGAAAGAGCGGCCUUCUGACUACUGGUCUGAGUUUAUCCAUGAGCGAUCUGUCCAAAUCCUGUGAAAACCUCUCCACGGUCAUGCUGUAUAACCCUGGUCUCUUCACUGAAAAGGGACCCGUCUUUCUCAGACUGGAGUUUGAGAGGCAACAAAGGGAAGAACUGGAAAAACUUGAAACUAAAAGGCGGCUAAUAAAGGAGAUGGAAGAAAAGCAGAAGAGUGAAAAGGCGGAGCUCGAGCGCAUGCAACAGGAAGUGGAGUCUCAAAGGAAAGAGUCCCAGCAGGUACAGCUGCGCAUACGCAGACAGGAGGAGAGUCUGCGCAGACGCAGUCAGGAUAUCGAAAGCCGCCUCAGAGACCUGAUUGCUGAGAAAGAGCGAUUCCAGGAGGAAAGACACAGGGACCAGAAGGAGCAGCAGGAGGAGAAACAGAGGAGACAUCAGCAGAAACAGCUGGAGGAGAAGGUGCACGAAGAGGAUCUGGAGAAAGCGAAGGCUCAGGCCCAGCGGGAGCGAGCAGAACAAACCGAACUCUUUCGUGAACUGGAGCGCCUUAAAAGAGAGCGAGAGGAGCAGGCUGUCAAAUUACAAAUAGAGCACAGACGUCUGGAAGAGCGAGAGAAGGAGCAGCUGAGCCUGGUCGGGCGUCUGGAGGAGCAGCUAAGGGAGCGCAGCGAGGAGGCGGCAUCCCUGCUCACUCCGGAUGACGUCCAUCGUCUGGAGCAAGAGAGACGGACACUUGCCGAGCUGAGGGAGGAGCUACUCCGAGCAAAGGAGGCACGGAUUGACGGAGAGGAAGAGGGAGGGGAGGAGGCGCGGAGGAGCGCGCAGGAGCGGUAUGAGCAGUUCAAGAAGGCCCAGGUGGAGGAGCUGGGUUUGCUGGAGGAGUCACUGAUUCAGCAAAGGGACAGACUGGAGAGAGAGGUGGCCAGUGAACAGAAGUCACUCAGUCUACUGCUUCAUACACACCGGGGGAAACAGAUACAGGUUCACGACAUGAUGGAGCGUGGCUUGCAGGACGUCUCGUCUCUGAGUCAGGAGGAGGUUCUCAUCCAGCAGACAGAACACAAGCUUCAGUUUAAAGAGAGACAGCUGCUCUCUCUGCGUGAGAAACAUCUUCCUGCCGUGUCUGAAGAGCGACAGAGAGCCAGCGAGCUGCUGGAGAGGGUGAGAGGAGGAAGAGGGUCUCCAGGGGCAGAUGGAAGUCCAGAGGAAAUGGACAAAGUGCUGGAUGAGACGCUUUAUCAGGUAGAGAAGGAGCUGGAGGAGAAGGAGGAACGUUUGUCUCAGUACACCGCGAGCGCCGAGCAGUUGCAGCAGCUCCAGCAAUCGUACGAAUUCACGGCCAACGUGGCCCGUCAGGAGGAGAAAGUUCGGCGGAAGGAAAAGGAGAUCCUGGAGUGGAAGGAGAAACAGCACCGGGAAGCGCUAGAGCAAGCCGUCGUUCGAUUGGAGAAAAGGCACUCGGCCUACCGCAGGAGCCUCAGCCUCGAACCUGAAGCCAAAGGACCCCGCAGGAGGUCCCAAUCUGAACUGAGUCAAAGCACUUUCAAGUCGACAGGAACACAAGACCUGGACCAGGAGAGGUGUGUUGUUGCUUUUUGGAUGGAGAGAGAGAUCGCUCAGCUGAAGCAGAGGAUCAGCGAAAGUGAAGUAAGUGGGCGGAGUCUAAGCGUAAGCAGCGAGGAGAAAAAUGUGAACCAGUCGCCCAUCAGCCCCAUACAGACCCUCCCCUCUGUACUGUCAAUAGGGGACGAGAGGAUAAACGUGUAUAUUGAAGAAGAGGUCCAGCGGAGACUGCAGAAUCGAAACCUGUUUAACAGAGAGAAUAACAACACUCUCUCACUAUCCUCAGACUUACAGGACAAUAAUAAAAAACAAAAUGAUGCACGCAAACUGAAAUACGAGCGGCUGAUGUCCAUACCUCUUGAUCCGAGUCCAGAUAGUCUUAAAGAUCCGGUAAAAAUCAGCAUCCCACGUUACGUCAUGUGCGGACAGGGCAAAGAUGAGCACUUUGAAUUUGAAAUUAAGAUCACCGUUUUGGAAGAAACAUGGACAGUGUUUAGAAGAUACAGUCGCUUUCGGGAGAUGCACAAAUCUCUAAAAUCGAAAUAUCCAGAGCUUGCAUCUUUGGAUUUUCCUCCCAAAAAGAUUUUUGGAAACAAAGACGAGAGAAUGAUCGCAGAACGACGAAAUCAGUUAGAGCAAUACCUGCGCAAUUUUUUCUAUGUGAUGAUGUCGUCGUCGUCGUCUCCUCUCAAGACGGACGAAUCUGGACCACAAGUCUCAAAACAUGCAAUCUGCAGCAUCUCUCCUUUCUUUAAGAAGGGGGUCUUUGACUACAGCAGUCACGGCACGGGCUGACACGCGUCUCAUACGGACCCGAUACAAACUCCAAUAAAACGCGCACACUCGGAUUUAAAUGAACGUAGCUCUCUGAUUUUGCACACAACAGGUUUACUCACAGAUGGGUUAAUCUUAUGCAACGCAGAUUACCCCAAAAUCAAAAGAAAUGUUUUGCAUAAAGAAAAUUAGGUAUGCAUUUGUUUUGUUAUUUAUGCAAUAUGGUAGUAUACUUUUUUUCUUUGAUUUCGGGGUUAAUUUUCAUCCUGGAUGAUGAAGUUGUUUAUCUAUCGUUCAUGAGCUCUCACUCAGGAAAGCAUAACAUUAGUCAGAGCAGAAGAGGUAGAAAGACAUGUAUUAUAACUUGAAAAAGAUGGGGAGGAGGAAAAGCCGGAAAUAAGUGAAAAGGUUUCAAGCAACUGAGCUUUAAUUUGCUUCUAAAAAAGAAAUGUGAAUGAGACUGUUGCCAUAACCUGCUCAAAAACUAAAAAAAAGGAUAUUGAGGACCAUGGAUCAUGUUACAUUGAAGUCAUGUACCUGCUAUUAGUUUUGUAGUUUCCUUUUCUCUGGAUUCAAACCCCUAUGGUUUGAUAAAGUUAGGUUGUAUAUUCAGGCCUGUUAUUAGUCUGAAUACAUAUUAUAAAAUACUCAUGGUUGUAGAAAUAGUUCACAAAAAAUUGUAAAAAAUUAUCGUAAUCUACUUUCUUCUCCUUUCAAAACUUUACUUUCUUUGUCCAUUGAAACCAAAAGAUUUAAUAACAAUAGUAUCAAUGUGUUUAAAAACACGGCGUACAGGUUAUAACAUGGGUAACAUUUUAAAAAUUGGGUAAAUAUCAUUAAACUCUUCUAGCGUUGUACUUUAUAAACUACUAAGAGGUCAAAGCUCACAGGGAUGAACUCUGAGCGGACGUCUUUAAAAGAAAUGAUUUUGUUUCAGAUUUCACUACUAUAUAAUUGACUUUUACUCCGUCUAGACACACAUGAUAAAGCUUUUAAUGUAGAUUAUGCUUUAAUAACAGGUCAACUUGAUAUUGUAAAAAAUAAUGUUGUUGAACACUAUAAAGCCAUACUGUAUGUAUAUGCAAAUGUAUGUAAAUGAAUAGCAUUUGUAGCACUAUAGAUAUACACUAAAAUGAAUGUUUAUUUUUAUUAUUCGACUUGGGAUGGAAAGUUAGAUGUAUACAUUCUUAAAAGAUUUCAAUGUCAUUUUCAUUUCAUUUUUUAUUUUUUUUCUGGAACUGAAUGUAAUUUGUUGGGAAACUGCUGAUUCGUAUCAUUUUUUUUGUGUGUGUGUAACACAAACUGUUUAGCAUCAUACUGUAUUCAGUUUAUUUAUAUUCAAAAAGAUUUGUCAAACAAACAUUUGAUAAAACAAUUAUCCUGUACAUUGAAGUAAAGCAGAUUCAAACAUGA